CACCAUCACUCCGGUGAGAGGAAUCACGAGCGGGGCCCAGGUGUCUUGUGUUUGCUCACCAAGGCGCAUUCUCAAUGAAAACUGAAAACAGACAUUAAAACCAACUGCCCCCUCCCCUCACAGGCCCGUGCACAGGGGUGGGUGCGAGUGAUUCGGGCAACUUAGUUCAAUGCAGCGGGUCUAACGGCUCAGGUCCAUCACAGUGCUGCAGGACCUGGCGGAACUCGGAGCUCAAGUCACCCAGCAGCAAGGGGCUUCGCUAGGAAACCCGCCCCAUCUUCCCCGCCUCCAGGACCUCCGCAACAACACCGAGUGGCUAGCGGCCCACGGAGAAACGACCCAGAAGCCAAUCUUCGCCGGGCCGGGGACACCGAGCGCGCAUGCAAAAGGCCUGCCCCCCAGAGGACUUCUGUCUGCAGCCCCCGCUCCUCUCUCAGGCUCUCUCAGAGCAUGCUGCCUGCGGCCAUGAAGAGCCUCGGCCUGGCACUGCUGGCCUUGCUGCUGUGCCCCUCGCCGGCCCAUGGCCUGUGGUGCCAGGACUGCACCCUGGCCAAUUCCAGCCAUUGCGCCCCGAAGCAGUGCCAACCGACCGACACCGUUUGUGCCAGCGUGCGGAUUACCGACCCCAGCAGCAGUAAGCCCGGACCUGGCAGGAAGGAUCAUUCUGUGAACAAGAUGUGCGCGUCCUCCUGCGACUUCGUUAAGCGGCACUUUUUCUCAGAUUAUCUGAUGGGGUUCAUUAACUCUGGGAUCUUAAAAGUCGACGUGGACUGCUGCGAGAAAGAUCUGUGCAACGGGGCGUCAGCAGUGGGACGCAGCCCCUGGGCCCUGGCUGGGGGGCUCCUGCUCAGCCUGGGGCCUGCUCUUCUCUGGGCUCAGCCCUGAGGCCCCUCCCUCCCUCCUGCAGGGCCUUGGAGCUUGUCCCCUGAGCCCGUUGCUGCCCCGUCCCCAGCCUGGCCUGGCUAGGGUUGGGACCGCAAGAGCUUGGCAUCAAGGUCUGUGGCUCUCAACCUCCCUAGAUGUGAGCCUUCUCCGUUUCCCCACUAGCUCCAUAUCCCAGGCAGCUGGACAUCUCCAGGAGACCAGACAUCCUGGCAGGAAGCUGGGGUGGGGGGAGGGGGAGGGCAGGGGACAGGGACCCUCCAGGUCCCCAAGGGGAGGGAAACCAAGCCAGGGACAGCCCAACAGCCUGGCCUGAGGGGCAUUAACUACAGAGAAAUAAAGUCACUUCUGAGUCUUGUGCCUGGA
Molecule: messenger RNA, 1248 nt
Organism: Myodes glareolus (Bank vole)
Lineage: Eukaryota; Metazoa; Chordata; Mammalia; Rodentia; Cricetidae
Gene: Ly6h
Product: lymphocyte antigen 6 family member H
Biological process (GO): acetylcholine receptor signaling pathway
Cellular component (GO): plasma membrane
Molecular function (GO): acetylcholine receptor binding; acetylcholine receptor inhibitor activity
Source: RefSeq, a predicted model, not a curated record